Messenger RNA from Ceutorhynchus assimilis (cabbage seed weevil), 2065 nucleotides. The record is from the annotation of a GenBank genome assembly. Lineage: Eukaryota; Metazoa; Arthropoda; Insecta; Coleoptera; Curculionidae.
AUGAAAGAUGAACUAAUAGAUUUGGUGUUUAGUGUUCCUGCUUUAUGGGAUAAGCGCCAUAAACAGCACCACAAUAAGCAUGUUCUGGCAAGAGAGUGGAAGAAAAUAGCAGCAAAAGUUAAAGUGACAGAAGAAGAAGCACGAAAAUGUUGGAAAAAUGUGAGGCAAGAAUAUGGAAAACAAAUAAAGAAAAUUCAGGGUCGGUCAGGAGAUGGAGCAGAGAAUGAAAUAGUUUGCCAGUGGCCUUAUUUUGAAAAAUUACAUUUCUUACGUGAUCAGUUCACGCCUCGUUACUCAUCUACAAAUUUAAUAGAUGAAACACAGGACACUGUGGAAAGCAAUCCAGAAGAUUCAAAUCUAGAGGAAUCUGAUACUGACGCUGAACAAUCUACCUCCACCUCAAUAACAAAUGUGCUGAGCCCUAGUUCCGAAUUACAAGAUGUGGUUGCAACUACAUCAUCUUCAAGUCGUGCUACUUCAGGUUCAAAAUACUCUGUUACCCAAACGGGCUAUAAAAGGCGAAUAACCCCACAAAUAGAAAUUGGGAGACAGCUAGUUGACAUUGAAAAAGAAAAACUAGCCUUAAGGACAAAUAAAAUGUCCCAGGAUCCCAAUGAUGAUGAUAUAGGGUUUUUCAAUUCCCUUCUUCCUUAUGUGAAAAAAUUGACGCCUAGAGAUAAAUUAAAAUUUCGAAUGGAUAUGCAGAACUCUUUAUUUGAAUUCCUGUAUCCUUCAAAACAGCAGACGCUGGCCUGUUUAGUACCUGCUGCCAGUGCUGCCACCCAGAUAGAACAUGGCCCGCAUGUUCAACCUGGUCCUUCUCGGUGUGAACCAGUUUGGAAUUGUUUACCUUUGGAUUUGGAACUUAUGGACAAAACCAAGAUGUCUACACCCAUUUCAAAAGCCGAACUAUCCACCAUCCUACCUAGCAAACUCAAACCCAUGAACGACAAAUUGUGCCUGAACAGAUCAUCCAGCAUCGAUACCAUCAAGCGAAUAAACACUUACAUUUGCUCGCCACAAUCUUACCUUUUGCCAGCCAUGUUGACUACUUGGCUAAAAACUGGCCAAAACAGUUUGCACUCGUCCACGGAAAAAACUAUAUUUAUGUUCCGAUCGUUGAUUUUUGGAACGUUUUUAUUCAAAUUUUUAUUGAGAGGCUCCAAGCCUGGUCAAGAGCCUAUAAAAUUGAAUCUACAAACCGUUCUACAACAAAUUGCAGCUAAUCUACAAGAAAUAUUUGCGAUUGCUCUACAAAGCCCUUUUGUUAUAACGACAGUUUUUGCGGUAGCUCUUGUAUUUUUGGCGGUUCAAAUGGGUUUGUGUGUAUAUUUGCUUAGUCAGAGCUUAAUUCCUUUGGGAUUAUGGUUUUUGACGAUUUGUAUAGUUUAUAUUGGUUAUCUUGGACAUGCCCUCAAUAGAUUUUAUUUAAUUAAGAGGGAUGUUAAGUGUAAAGAUCACUAAAACAUCAUUUCAUUUAAACCUAGUGUUUUGCUAAGGAUAAAAAUGUUUGUUUGUUUUAUUCUUCCUCCAAAAAAGUUGUUUUUUCACUAUAAUCCUUAUAGUUGAAGAUUUGUAAACUUUUUGGAAGUUGUUUUAAAGUCUCAAUAAAAAAGAAAUGUAGAUUUCAAAAAUCAAAUAGAACUAAGCAAAUUGUAGAUGCCAAAGACUUAAACAUGAUGAUGUUUGCGUUUUAUUGUUACAUUGUUGUUGACAUUUGUGUUUUACAACGCUUAGGUACCUACGCUUAAUUUUGUGGAAUUAAACUAAAUAAACAUAUAAUAAAAUAAAAUACAACAAAUGGGCAUAAAGAUGCCUACAUUAAAAUGAAAGGUGCUGUUUUACUAUUUACUAGGUAUAUUGCUAAUAGACUUAUCUACAGACUGGUGUUAAAAGUGAUAGAACUUUUUGAAAAGGCUGAUGGAAUGUGUGCAUUUAGAUAAUAAGACAAUUUUAUAAUUAUUACUAUUGGUAAAGUUUUAUUUAUGAAAUUAGUUUCUGCAAUACUACUUAAAUAAAUGGAACGUGUGUAUUUUUUAAAAUAAUAAAUAUUUUUAAAUUUUGA